Molecule: messenger RNA, 2798 nt
Organism: Chlamydomonas reinhardtii
Lineage: Eukaryota; Viridiplantae; Chlorophyta; Chlorophyceae; Chlamydomonadales; Chlamydomonadaceae
Exons: 12
Coding region: 85-2598 (837 amino acids)
Molecular function (GO): protein binding
Source: RefSeq, a predicted model, not a curated record
GCCGCAACGCCGAAGCGCGCACAUUAAUACGUCAAGAAAUUUGAAGCAGGUGUAGUUGUUAUUGGCGAAACGCAAUUCCUCGGCAUGGCCGCUGCGGUUUCCCAAACGGCAGACGCCUUGAUAGAAGAGCUCAAGCGCGAUGCUGACAAAGGAGAGCUGCUGCUAUGGGCGUCUGCUCGGGGUCUGUCCGCGGACGUUGAGGAGCUGUUUCGUAACGGCGCCGACCCGCUGACUAAAGAUAAGCAUGGGCGCAGCGCGGGCCACUACGCUGCCAGCGGGGGCCACGCCGAGGUGCUGGAGGCGCUGGCAGUGCGGGGAGUUGAUCUGGACGCGGAGGACCCUCUGGGCCGGGGACCGCUGCACUACGCGGCUGCGGGUGGCCAUGCAGCCUGUGUGUCGCUGCUGCUGUCCAAGGGCUGUUGGCGGGACGCCCCUGACGGCGCCGACGACACGCCGCUGCACCUGGCAGCUCGGGCGGGCAGUGUGGCGGCGGUCAAGGCGCUGGUGGAGGCGGGCGCGGUGAUGGCUGUUCGCAACAAGCGCUCUCUGACGCCUUUCGCCGAGGCGGUGUUAGCCGGCCGCAUCCCCGCCGCCGAAUGGCUAGGCGGGCGGGGUGAGGGCGGUCUGGAGGCGGCCCUGCACUGCACGUACAGGGAGGUGCCGCUGCUGCACUUGGCGGCGGGGCUGGGCCAGGCCGCUGCGGUGGAGUGGCUGGUACGACGCCAAUCGGCCGCCGCCCCCACCGGCCCCCCACCCACCUCCUUCACCGUGGCCGACACGCAACUGACCCCCCUGCACGCCGCGGCACUGAGUGGCGAUGAGGCCACAGUGGCGGUCCUGCUGGACUUGGGAGCCGACCCUCUCUCCCAGACCUCUGACGGCAAGCUGCCUCUGGAGCUGGUGCCCAAGGUGGCGCCGCGCAGGCAGCCGCCGCCGCCGCCGCCACCAGGCAGCCUGGCGCUGCCCACGGACGCCGCUGCGGACGCAAAGGCCGCACCUGAGCCGGUUCUGGUGCGGUCGGCUCGGCGGGCGUUCAAGGCGCUGGCUCGGGCGGCCGCCGAACAGGGCGGCGUGGAGGUGCAGCAGGGGGUGGUGGCGAGGCGUGUGUGGGGCGACGCCCUUGCUGAGGCGGACAAGGCUGAGGCGGCUGCGGCUGCGGCCGAGGAGGAGGCGGAGGAGGCGGAGCACCCCGCGGCGGCCUUCCUCAAGUCCUUUGGCGCCAUGAGCCACCCGCAGCAGGUGUCCAAGGUGGAGUCACUGGCGCGGCAGGACGAGCGCCAGCUGGCGCAGCUGCCCUAUCUGCGAGGAGGCAGCGCGGAGGCGCAGGAGGCGGCGGCGGCGCUGGCGGCGUUACGUCAGGCCAUGGCGGUGGUGGAGCUGUUUGCGGCGGUGUCGGCGCUGCGGGCGGAUUACGAGUUCCAGACCGACAUACGGGAUGAGAAAGUGCGGACUGCGCUGGAGGAAGUCAAGAGGACAAACAACCUGGAGCGCUAUGAGGACCAGCCGGCGGUCAUGUCAGUGGCCGCCAAGUUCAAACGACUGCACGGCGUGACUCGCAGGACAGGGCUUAAGGUAGUGAUAGACGACCUGCGUGCGGAGCUGCCGGGUAACGACCCCGCCUCCACCGCCGCCCGGGCCGCGGAGCUGCGGGUCACCCAGGCCGCCUGCGCCGCCAACGCGACCAAGGCCCUGCUCGCUGCAGCCAGCGCCGCGGUUCCCGAGCAUGUGCGCAGCCGGGCGGCCAGCCGGGCCGCCAGCCGCGCACCCAGCCGCGCGGGGGGCUCCGCACCGCCCUCGGCACUGGGGGCUGGCCGGAAGAAAGGGGCGGCCGCGAAAGGGGAGGCGGACAAGAAGAGCGUGGCCGGUACGCCUGCCCCUGCGGCUGCGGUGGCGGCGGCGGCCUCAGGGGCUGGUAUCGCCCAAGCCGCUCUGGCGCCUGCCAUUCCAGAGGCGGGCGAGGACGUGCAGCCGACGGUAGCCGCAAGGGGGCCGGGGCCGGUGGCGGAGGGCGGGGAUGGCCAGCGACAAUCGGCGGCCCUGCCGCCUGAGGCACUGGAGGCGGAGCUGCGGCGGCGGAAGGAGGAGGAGCGCGCGUUCCAGGAGCGUCUGGCCAACAAGAUGCGAGUGGACAAGCUGCGGGCCGCCGCCACAAGCGCCUGGGUCACGGCGCAUUCCAAGGAGGACGACGACAUCGGCUAUGUCGACAAGUUCGCCGCCAAGUUCGAGGUGGAGGCGUCCAAGGCGGAGGGCACCUACCGCAAGACCCUGGCGGACUACAUCGGCGAGGAGGCCGCCCAGUCGCUGCGCCAGACGGGUUUGGCGCUGCUGUUUGCGCUGCUGGGCUUCGGGCUGAUGUGGCUGCUGGGCCUUAUGCCGCACCAGCAAACCUCAUCGCUGCUGGCGCGGCAGGCGGUGGUUGAGGCGGCGCGGAAGGCGCAAGAGGCGGCGGCGGCGCUGGCGGGGCUGGAGGGGAUGGAGGGGCCGGCGGAGGAGGCUGGCGGGCCGCGGGCUGCGGCUGCGGCUUCGGCCAUGAUGGGCGCGGACGCCGAGUACCGGGAGGGGGCAAGCGCAGGGGGAGGCACUUGCCCGGGGGUGUGAGGCGGCGGAAUAGGUCCCCACUGGAGGUCUUCCAGGCGGCGCCUUUGCCGCCGGACUCAGGCACGAGUGCAACCAUGGGCAACGGGCGACUGGCGCUGACUGGCGUUUGAGUCUGAUAGUGGUCGUGUAGAACGAAGCAUCUUAGAGCUGGGGAUCAGGUCACUCGAGGUCAUGUGUUCUAUGGGGACGGAGGGAAGCAC